CGACGCACGCAUCCAUUGAGUUUAUUACACACCAUUAUCUUAUAUAAAUUUGAGCGAUUCUAACAAAACAAGCACGGUGAAGCAAAAGAGAAUGGCAUCCCCUUCACAGGAAAACUCUAUUUCCUUCAACACCGAUUUCUGUUUGCAAUUGGCAUACAGAGUUCUUGAGAAACAACUUGAAAAGGGUUCUAAUUUCGUGUCAUCUCCACUUUCUCUUCACAUAAUAUUGAGCAUUGUUGCUGCUGGAUCACAAGGAAAAACCUUAGAGCAGCUUCUUUCAUUUCUGGGAUCAGAGAGUAAAGACGAUCUGAAUUCAGUGUCUUCACAACUUAUUUCUAGCUUAAGGCAUGUUGAGGGCACUGAAAGUGGAGGUCCGAUUCUGUCCUUUGUUAAUGGCGCUUGGGUGGAAAAAACGUUUGGUUUGAAGACUAGUUAUGAAGAGGUAGUCAAAAAUAGUUACAGAAGCCAAAUUGAAGUGGCUGACUUCAUAAACAAGGCUGAUAAAGUUGCAGAAGAAGUGAACUCAUGGGUUGAAAAUGCAACUAAGGGACUCAUAAGGGAGAUUCUUCCAUCAGGUUCCAUAGAUCAGGAAACAAAGCUACUUCUUGCCAAUGCACUGUAUUUCAAAGGAGCAUGGGACAGUGAGUUUGAUCAAAACAUGACAAGAACCAGAAGUUUCAAUCUUCUCAACGGGCAGAUUGUACGAGUUCCCUUCAUGACCUCCGAGAGAAAUGAAAAAUAUUAUUACAGAUCAUAUGAAAAUUAUAAAGUACUCACCAUUCCUUACCAAAGUGGUAGCAACCCUUUGAAGUUUGCCAUGUAUUUCUUUCUUCCUCAUGAGAAGGAUGGCUUACCAAAUUUAAUUCACACUUUAAGCUCGAACCCCAGAUUUUUAAAUAAAAAAUUUAAACUGCGGAAAGAGAAAUUUUCAAAAUUUUGGAUCCCAAGGUUUAAAUUUUCCUUCAACUUGAAAGCCACAGAGGACAUGGAAGAAUUGGGACUAACCUUGCCUUUCACUGCUGGGGAGCUAACAGAAGUAUCAGAUUCUUCAUCCAGUAACGAGCUUUAUGUUUCGAAUAUUCUGCAAAAGGCAUUUGUUGAAGUUAAUGAGGAAGGAACAGAAGCUGUAGCCAGCACAGCAGCUAUGAUUACGUUGACCUCUUAUGUCAGGCCGCGCCUGCGAAGCUUUGUGGCUGACCAUCCCUUCAUGUUCAUGAUAAGGGAAGAGACUUCAAGGGCGGUGUUCUUCAUUGGAGCAGUGCUUAACCCCUUGAAUUCUUAAGCAAAGCACUAAUAAGAUACUUAUAGUGAGAAUGAGUGGUGGUGUGUUUUAUAAUCUAUAUAUGAUAGGUAAAGAAUAAAUAAUAAGUAGUUUAGUUAGUUAGAUUCUGCAAGACUAUAUGAUAAAGGAGCCUACAUAAGGGAUCCCAAGUGUGAGUCAGAUGCUGUGCUUAAUUUGAAUCAAAAAUAUUGUUCAGUCU
Prosopis cineraria is the source of this 1481-nucleotide messenger RNA. Its product is annotated as serpin-ZX-like. The record is from RefSeq and is a predicted model, not a curated record. The transcript has 2 exons. NCBI's taxonomy places the organism in Eukaryota, Viridiplantae, Streptophyta, Magnoliopsida, Fabales, Fabaceae. Bases 92 to 1282 code for a protein of 396 amino acids. Gene Ontology annotation, molecular function: serine-type endopeptidase inhibitor activity.